This is a messenger RNA of Acanthamoeba castellanii str. Neff, 1833 nucleotides long. Its product is annotated as sodium symporter, putative. Lineage: Eukaryota; Discosea; Longamoebia; Acanthamoebidae. The transcript has 12 exons. Gene Ontology annotation, cellular component: plasma membrane. Gene Ontology annotation, biological process: transmembrane transport. The record is from RefSeq and is a predicted model, not a curated record. Gene Ontology annotation, molecular function: D-glucose:sodium symporter activity. Bases 1 to 1833 code for a protein of 610 amino acids.
AUGCUGGGCUGGGUGGACGUGGCGGUGGUGGUGCUCUACCUGGUGCUGGUGCUGGCCAUCGGCCUCGGUGCGCGCUUCUUCCCCGGCAGCAGCAGCAGCAGCAGUAAAGGGGGUGGCAAGGACGUAGCGGAGUAUUUCCUGGCCGGACGGAACGUGGCAUGGUGGGCGGUCGGCAUGUCCCUCUUCUCCUCCAACAUCGGCAGCGAGCACUUCGUUGGCUUGGCCGGUUCGGGAGCCGCGAGCGGCCUGGCCGUGGCCCACUUCGAGUACGUCUAUGACUCUCCCCAUCAUGGUCCGGUCGGAUCGCUCACACCAGUAAACCUGCGCAGGAUCAACUCCGCGGUGUUCGUGUUGCUGCUGGGAUGGCUGUUCGUACCGUACUAUCUGAGCAGCAAAGUGUUCACCAUGCCCGAGUAUCUUGAGAAGCGGUUCAACAAGUACUGCCGGAGCUGGCUGGCCGCGGUGUGCAUGGUGGAGUACGUCAUCGCCAAGAUAUCGGUGUCCCUCUACGCCGGAGCUAUAAUCUUCAAGGUCGUGCUGGGCGUCUCCAGCCAGUGGGUGAGCGCGGUCUGCAUCCUUGUGGCCACCGCUCUCUACACCGUUAUCGGUGGCCUGCGCGCCGUCAUGUACACCGAGGUACUGCAGACGGUGAUCUUGGUCGCCGGAGCCGCGAUCUUGCUGGUGAUAGGCAUGGUCAACGUGGGCGGACUUCCCGGCUUGCGGCAAGAGCUGCCCGAUUACUACUUUCACAUGUUUCGCGGCGCAGACGACCCCAACUUCCCGUGGACGGGCAUUCUGCUGGGCUAUCCCAUCAAUGCCAUGUGGUACUGGUGUACCGACCAGGUGAUUGUGCAACGAGUGCUCGCCGCAGACAACAUUGAAAGCGCGCGCAGUGGAACUAUCCUCGCCGGAUAUCUUAAGCUGUUGCCACUGUUCAUGCUGGUGAUGCCCGGCAUGAUCGCACGCGUCCUCUUCCCUCAGGAGAUGGCCGAAGACAGCAACACGGCCUACCCGCUGCUCGUGGUCAAGCUGAUGCCUGUCGGUCUUGCCGGCCUCGUGGUGGCGGCCAUGCUAGCGGCGCUGAUGUCCUCAUUCGCCUCCCUGUUCAACAGCUGCUCCACCAUCUUCAUGAACGACGUCUACAGAAAAUAUAGACCACAGUCUUCUGACAAGGAGCUGGUGGUUGCGGGCCGCGUGGCCACGCUGGCCAUCAUGUGCUGCGGACUGCUGUGGAUUCCGGUGGUGCCGCAUCUGAGCAAGCAGCUCUACGUCUACCUGCAGUCCGUGCAGGGAUGCCUCUCCCCGCCGAUCGUCGUUGUCUUCGUCUUUGGCAUCUUCUCCACCUUCACCAACGGGCAAGGGGCCUUCGCCUGUCUGGUGUUUGGGCACGUGCUGGGCGUGCUGCGUCUGGGCUUGCGGUUGUGGUUCGGCACGGUCGAUCCCGGAGACUCGAACUGGAUCAUGCGACUCGUGGUCUACUCGCACUUCCUGCACUUCAUCUUUUUCACCUUCGCCUGCUGUGUGGCCGUCAUAUUCGGGGUGAGCUGGUUCACGCGCAAGGCGGGUGACGCGCUGACGAAGGAACAGACGAAGCUGGUGUGGAACAAAGAUAAGGAAGAGGACAUCGUUAUCGAGGAGGAGAACGAGCAGUGGGAGGAGAAGCUGGCGGAGGAGGAACGACGCCCUCUCGUGGCCACCACAGACGCCGCACAGGCCAAGAUCGGAGGCGGUCAGUGGCAGCGAUGGUUCCGCGAGCACCGACGAGAGGUCAAGGUUGGCUUGUCCGUGCUGCUUGUCGUGUGCGUCUACUCGGUCGAGUUUAUCUUCCGAUAG